Alternaria rosae is the source of this 2249-nucleotide messenger RNA. RefSeq lists its product as uncharacterized. Lineage: Eukaryota; Fungi; Ascomycota; Dothideomycetes; Pleosporales; Pleosporaceae. The record is from RefSeq and is a predicted model, not a curated record. Bases 1 to 2112 code for a protein of 703 amino acids. The transcript is spliced from 5 exons.
AUGAACGACGGAAGAUCGAUAUCCCCCCAAUUCAGUCGCUCGUCUGCAACUUCGACAGGAAGGUUCGGCUCUUCGCGGCGACCUAUGCCAUUCCCAGCAGCAAUCCAUAGCUUCGCAGACGAUUUGGAUACUUCUGAAGAGCCUCUCGUACACUGCAACUCUACACGUCAUCUCAGUAACGACCCUGCCACCGAGCGAGCAACUGCAGUCUCGAAUCACAGCCCGGAUGUCGUAAGUUUUGAGAAAGCGAGCAAAACGUCUUACCGACUUGGCAAAACCAUGCUCUCAUGGAUUUUCGAGAUUCUCGCAUUGAUCGCAAGCAUCGCCUCGAUCUCCGCGAUAGUUAUCAUUCUCAUUGGCCAAAACAACAAGCCGAUCACAGCCUGGACAUUCAUCUUCACGCUCAACACAUGGGUUGCCGCUCUCGGCACGGUAGCAAGAACUACUCCGGCGUUUGCUAUGAGUGCCUGCGUUGGACAGCAGAAAUGGAGCUGGCUUCGUCGAAGGUCAGACUCAGUGCUAGCAUUCGAAAGGUUCGACGAAGCGAGCCGAGGACCCUGGGGCGGAUCUCGUCUUUUCGUUUGGUUGCGUUUCAGACAUUGGGCAGCGCUGGGUGCUCUGAUCACCGUAGGUACAGUCGCAUUCGAUCCCUUUUUCCAGGCGGUUAUUUCUACCUACGGAAAACUCCAUGAUAUAGCAGUAGGCUCUAACGCUGUCGAUAUCGGGUCGUUGUCUAACGCUACCAUCGGUCGAGCUUUGAGAGUUGACGGCGGAUACAUAAUCGAAAAUCCAGGCGGACCCAGUCGGCCAGACUUUGGUAUUGUCAGCUCUGUCAAUGCAGGGUUCUACAAUGCAUCCACGAACACCCCCAACACUGUCGCCUUUACUUACGCUACUGGUAACUGUAUCUGGCCAGCAUUUGUCUCGGCUGCUGUGUGCAGUUCCUGCAAAGAUGUCUCUGAUACCCUCGUGUUCAAUGGGACGCAAGGAUCGAAUGGGUCGAAUAUCCCAGGCCCCACCAAUAUUCACUUCGAUGGACCGUACUCCGUGUUCUCCCUACCAGAGACUGAGAUCAAGAACUUCAACGGGUUGUCGAAAGUAGACGACGACGAUUGGUACAAGUACACUACCGGCGCUGAAUCAGGGGUCCCCCGAACCUUUAUGACAGUAAAGACUGGGUCUACUGCACGGCAAACUCUAAAACAUUCGGAUGUGCAAACUCUGAUGAUGAGCUUCAAAAUCAUCAGAGCUGCUGAUGACUGGGUCAAAUCAAGAGUGCCAUGGGAGUCGUCACAUCCUGUUGCAACAGAAUGCGCGUUGUAUUUCUGUUCGAACAUCUACCAAGCCAGCAGCAGGAACGGUCUAGUCGAAGAGAACGUCAUCGGGUCUUGGGCUGUUCGAGACCCUGACUCACACAAGAUAUACAAGACCCUCGGAUCUCUAGAUUCGGAAGACGAAAAGUACAUUGAUAGCACCGGGUACGACCUAUACAAUCCUACAAUAGAUUUCCCGAGACAUGACCUCCGGCUUCUCAUUCCUCCCGAACAGGCUGGGGGCUUCUCUCCAAUGGCGGCGCAAGAGGUGAACAUAUCUCACGCGCUUCUUCGCAGUACUAUCGAUUAUCUCCACGUCUUCACAAGCUAUGCUGCAAAGUUCAGUGGCGACCCACCACCCUCUUUGAUCGCCUUUCCGGAUAGAGACGCACCGGCUUUCGUGGACGCGUUAUGGAAGUCGACAAACUUGACCACAACAUUCGAAAACGUGGCUCGCAGUCUCACGAACCAGAUGCGCAACACCUCUCCAAAUCGACUCGAAGGCGUCACACAACGCUGGGUCACACACGUGCGUGUCGACUGGGCAUACAUGGGGUUUCCGGCCGGUAUGCUCUUGAUAGGGAUAAUGUACGUCAUUCUCGUUAUAUUCGAGUCUGCGCGACUGAGAAUACCGGUAUGGAAGGAAAGUGCUCUUCCCACUCUCAUGUAUGGAUUCGAUAACGAGACUCAACGGCUGCUGAGGGAGAGGGCACACUACAAAGGAGAUAAGAAGGUCAAGACGAGUGUGAGAUAUGACCUAGAUGAACAGGAGGACUGUUUGAGAUUGAUGGCUGAUUAGUAAAUGGCUAUUUGGUCUUCUUCGGACGCGUCGAUAUUCGAGGAGGUACAAUCGGUUUAGCGCGUUCUGAAUUGGGAAAGCUUCAAAUCCUUCGGGGCGGCAAUUUUGGAAGGAAGUCGCGUUCUCAUGAUAACGAC